AUCAAAUGAAAGUAUAUCCAACGCAUUUCAUCCUAACAAACAGCUAAUGCAGGAACAAUUGAAUAAUAAUUAAUAAAAAAGAAAUUAGUGAGUGGUUAGAAGCCUUGACUAAAGCGUCUCUAGUUGUUCUUCAACAAGCUUUUGCCACCAUUUGUUCUCUCUCCUUUUCUUGCAGAUCUUGAGAGCAACAAAAAACUCAGAAGCAAUGGAGCUCCGCUUCAGAUCUCCAUUGACAUUCUCAUCAGUUCCCACCAUUGUUCUGCUCUUCUUUCUUUCUUGCUACAGCUUCACUUCAACUGAAGCAUAUGAUGCUCUGGAUCCAAAUGGAAACAUCACAAUUAAAUGGGAUGUCAUCAAUUGGACGCCUGAUGGCUACGUGGCUGUUGUAACAAUAUUCAACUUCCAACAAUACCGUCACAUCCAAGCUCCAGGGUGGAGUCUCGGGUGGACUUGGGCUAAAAAAGAGGUGAUUUGGAGCAUGAUGGGCGGCCAAACAACCGAGCAAGGAGAUUGUUCGAGGUACAAAGGGAAUAUCCCACAUUGCUGCAAAAAAGACCCCACAGUUGUUGACCUAUUGCCCGGGACACCAUAUAAUCAACAGAUUGCGAAUUGCUGUAAAGGGGGUGUUAUAAACUCUUGGGCUCAAGACCCAGCAAAUGCGGCUAGCUCAUUCCAGGUCAGCGUUGGGGCUGCGGGGACCACAAACAAGACUGUUAGGGUCCCGAAGAAUUUUACGCUCAAGGCACCUGGGCCAGGCUACACGUGUGGGCCUGCGAAGAUUGUGAAGCCCACCAAGUUUGUUACGCAGGAUGGGAGAAGGGUGACCCAGGCAAUGAUGACAUGGAAUGUUACGUGCACAUAUUCACAGUUCCUAGCUCAAAAAACUCCCACGUGUUGUGUAUCAUUGUCAUCCUUUUACAACGACACUAUUGUCCCUUGCCCGACUUGUACGUGUGGAUGCCAAAAUAACCUUACUCAGCCUGGGAGCUGUGUGAAUCCUGAUUCUCCAUACCUUGCUUCGGUUGUUUCCGAUCGAGGGAAGAGCAAUAAUCUGGCGCCACUCGUCCAGUGCACCAGCCACAUGUGUCCCAUUCGAGUACACUGGCACGUGAAGGUGAACUACAAGGAGUACUGGCGUGUUAAGGUCUCAAUCACAAAUUUCAAUUACAGGAUGAAUUAUACUCAGUGGAAUUUGGUAGUCCAACAUCCAAACUUUGAUAAUUUGACCGAGAUUUUCAGCUUCAACUACAAGCCGCUAAAUCCGUACCAAAAUAUAAAUGAUACUGCAAUGCUAUGGGGGGUCAAAUUCUACAAUGACUUGCUCAUGCAAGCGGGGCCCUUGGGAAACGUGCAGUCGGAGCUUCUUUUCCGAAAGGACAAAAACACCUUCACAUUCGAGAAGGGUUGGGGCUUCCCCAGAAGAAUUUAUUUCAAUGGUGAUAACUGUGUGAUGCCGCCUCCCGACGCAUAUCCAUAUUUGCCAAAUGCUGCUACUCUGCGCCAAAAUGUCUCCUUUUUAUUGCUACUUAUUUCUCUCCUCUCCUCUCUGGCUAUCCAUUUCGCAUGCCUUUGAGAAUUAGUGGGAUUUAAGGGGCUAUAUACCGCUCGACUUUGUGGGAAUUACUUCAAAUUUUUUCUUGUUUACUUCAAUUUUUGUUGUAUCCAGUGGGAGUUUUUCUUAGUUUUGUAGUUGCGAAUGGUGUUAUUUGUACGGCUGCUCGUAUAAAUUAUAUUGUUUAUACUAUAGGAUAUUUGUUUUGAAUUAGAACAGCUGGCUCGUAUAAA
This is a messenger RNA of Striga asiatica, 1785 nucleotides long. NCBI's taxonomy places the organism in Eukaryota, Viridiplantae, Streptophyta, Magnoliopsida, Lamiales, Orobanchaceae. The record is from the annotation of a GenBank genome assembly.